Molecule: messenger RNA, 2368 nt
Organism: Zingiber officinale
Lineage: Eukaryota; Viridiplantae; Streptophyta; Magnoliopsida; Zingiberales; Zingiberaceae
Product: rhamnogalacturonan I rhamnosyltransferase 1-like
Exons: 8
Coding region: 569-2059 (496 amino acids)
Cellular component (GO): cytoplasm
Source: RefSeq, a predicted model, not a curated record
GUUUUUGAUACGCUACCGACGCCCCGAUCGAGAUACUGCCCGGCCGCCUCCUCCUCCUCCCACUCUUUUUAUAGCGGAUCGAACGGGGACCGGGAAAGGGACGAAGAGGCCGCCGAGCCCUGCCUUCUCAUUCGCUCUCCUCUCUCCCCGUCCCAUGCCACCAUCUCCUUUGCGCUGAUUCCGUUUCCUUCUACGUCGCCAAAAGUAGCAGUCUGCUCCCAAAGAAGAAUUUUUUGGGGGUUGGGGAAUGGCGGUGCGUUUGGAUUAAUGUUCUUUGGAAGGAAAUCAAGUGGGGAAAGUAGCUUUUGUCAUCGAAAGAUUGAGCUUCGGGCUGCUCUCAUGACGCUAUUUAGAGUUUAAGCUGAAAUUUGUUUGUUUGGAUCGAUUCGUUUAUUUUCUUAGCUGAGUCGCUUAUCGAUUCCUUGUGUCGAAGUGCAUUGAGGAGAAAAGCGAAGUUCAUGUAUCUAUUCUUCAUUGACUUGGUCGGCAGAGUCCGUUCUUUUAUCUCCUUUGAAGAUUUCGAGGUUUUGGGGAUUUGAAUGUGAAUGAAUCGGAUUUGGCUGUUCUUAUGAAUGGAAGGCAGAGCUCUUUGGUUUCAAGGGAUGUGCUGCUUAGAAAGAAUAGCUGGAUGGUUUCAAGGCCCAAGAUCAAACUUUGGAUGGUACGAUUGACGACGAUGGUGUUGCUUUGGACGUGCGUCCUCCAGCUUACGGCAAUUGGGGAUAUAUGGGGGCCGAGGAUCUUGAGACGGUGGCCAGCCUUCCUCACUCCCUCCUAUAAUUCACCACUCGCAGUGAAUGAAUCCUCUCCGGUCAUCUUCGUCGACAAAAUUCUUCUGCCGCCCAAAAGAAUCUACAAGAACAAUGGAUACUUGAUGGUUUCAUGCAAUGGUGGACUUAAUCAGAUGAGAGGAGCAAUUUGCGACAUGGUUGCUAUUGCAAGAUAUUUGAAUGUAACACUUAUAAUACCAGAGUUGGACAAAACCUCCUUUUGGAACGACCCUAGUGAGUUCCAAGAUAUAUUUGAUGUUGAUCAUUUUAUAACUUCAUUGAAAGAUGAGGUUAGAAUAUUGAAGGAACUUCCUCCGAAGUUAAAGGAAACGGUUAGUCGAGGACUAGUUUAUUCAAUGCCUCCUGUUAGUUGGUCUGAUAUUUCUUACUAUGAAAAUCAGAUUCUUCCUUUGAUACAAAAGCACAAGGUCAUUCAUUUGAACAGAACUGAUGCCCGACUUGCUAACAACGGUCUGCCGCUAGCAAUACAAAGAUUGCGCUGCAAAGUGAACUAUGUCUCUCUUAGAUUCACCCCUCAAAUUGAAGAAUUGGGCAGAAGAAUUAUUAGAAUUCUGCGACAGCAAGGUCCUUUUAUGGUCCUGCAUCUGCGAUAUGAAAUGGAUAUGUUGGCAUUCUCAGGGUGCACUCAAGGUUGUACUCCUGAGGAAGCAGAUGAGUUGACAAGAAUGAGGUAUGCCUAUCCCUGGUGGAAAGAGAAAGUCAUCAACUCUGAUAUGAAAAGGAAAGAUGGUCUCUGUCCUCUAACACCUGAAGAGACCACUUUGUUACUGAGGGCAUUGGGCAUUGAUAGCAACUUUCAAAUACAUAUUGCAGCUGGAGAAAUAUUUGGUGGAGAAAGGAGAAUGAAAGCUCUUUCUGCUGCUUAUCCUCGACUGGUAAAAAAGGAAACUCUGUUGGGAAAUUCGGAUCUUAGAUACUUCCAGAAUCAUUCAUCCCAGAUGGCUGCAUUAGAUUACUUGGUUUCCUUAGAGAGUGAUAUCUUCGUUCCUACAUACGACGGUAACAUGGACAAAGUUGUUGAAGGUCAUCGUAGGUACUUGGGGUUCAAGAAGACGAUUCUGUUAGACCGAAAGCGCCUGGUCGAUCUGAUAGAUCAGUACACUAAUGGCACUUUGAGUUGGGAUGAAUUCUCCUGGUCGGUGAAGGCAACUCAUACCGAGCGCAUGGGGAACCCUAGCAGGAGAGUGGUGAUUCCUGACAGGCCCAAGGAAGAGGACUGCUUCUAUGCAAACCCCCAAGAGUGUCUCCCACAGCCUGAUAAACCAUAGACUUCAUGAGUACAUUUCAGGGUAGUUUGCUUAGAGAUGAUCAAAUGAGCAAGUUGCAGAUGAAUGUUUCAGGCAAUAUACGAUAGGUUUAUUUAUAAUAUUCGAAUAAUCUUCAUUCUUGUAUAGAAGAGUUAAGAAUAAAAGUGAACAGGGAGAGGAGGGAUGGAGGAAUGAUGUAAUCUGAUAACAAUAACACGAGACAGUAACUAAGAGAUUAUAAUGUUGUAUCGAUCGAUGAGGCUCAUUUUUUAUGAUAAAUUCUGUAUAAUUAGAAUGAUAAAUCCAUACUUACCUCAACCUGUUGUUGCA